ACAGACAGAUCUACAAUAUAAGUUUAUUGCUGCAUUUCGGAACAGUGUAGUUUUAUUUUGAACUCCAGUGUGUGAUGAUCAUAUUUUUGUGUUAAUGUACUUAAUAUCUGAGAUUUAAAAAAAUCAGCAUAAAAGAAAGAGGGAAAAAACAAAAUGACGAAAGACAGUGAAAGUUCUGUGUCUGAGAAUGAAGUUAUAGAGAGGGGAGUGUGGUCGAGGAAGAUUGAAUACCUUUUAUCCGUUCUGGGUUACAUAGUAGGCUUAGGAAACCUGUGGCGUUUUCCUUAUAUUUGUCUUAGGAAUGGUGGAGGUGCGUUUUUGAUACCCUUUUUCAUCUGUCUGGUGUUCUGUGGAAUCCCUUUGUUCUUCCUUGAAACAGCAGUUGGACAGUUUACUGGACAAGGUACACUUCAUGUAUGGGAGGUCUGUCCGAUUUUCAAAGGAGUUGGAGUAGGUAUGAUCAUAUCAAUGACCAUUUUCUGUAUUUACUACAAUGUCAUUAUGGCAUGGUCACUGUAUUACAUAGCUAGUUCGUUUGCCGUGCCUCUACCAUGGACGACCUGUACUAAUGAAUGGAAUAGUCAAUAUUGUACAGACGACCGCAGUACUUUAAAUCUGACAACCCAUGUCUCACAGGGCAUUAAUUCAACUGUGGUGUUGAUGAAUAGCACUCAGAAUUGGAUAACGGCUCAAGAAGAAUUUUGGCAAGAAAGUGUACUGGGUAUGACUUCAGGAAUCGAAGAAAUUGGUACUAUUAAUUGGAAGCUGAUGCUGUGUUUAUUAGCAGCAUGGGUGGUUGUUGGUUUAUGCAUCAUUAAAGGUGUUAAAUCUCUUGGAAAAGUAGUGUAUGUGACAGCUACAAUACCAUACAUUUUACUUACUGUUAUACUUAUCCGAGGAAUAACACUUGAUGGGUCAAUAAACGGAAUUAUAGUUUACCUUUCCCCAGAUUUCAGCAAAUUAUUGGAACUUCAGGUUUGGCUAGAAGCUGUAAUUCAAGUAUUUUACUCCCUUGGGCCUGGAUGGGGACCACUAUUCACUAUGGCAAGUUUUAAUAAAUUUAACAAUAACUGUCUUCGUGACUCAGUACUUCUUUCAUUAGCUGGGGAGGGAACAAGUUUAUAUUCAGGAUUUAUUAUCUUUACGGUUCUUGGAUUCAUGUCAACAUCAUUCUCAGUUCCAAUAGACAAACUAGUAAAGUCAGGUCCUGGACUGGGUUUUAUAGUGUACCCAGAAGCAUUAGCCCAAUUACCUGGACAAAAUGUUUGGGCUUUUAUAUUUUUUGUGAUGCUGUUGACAGUUGGUUUAGAUAGUCAGUUCGCAUAUUGUGAGGCUGUUAUUGUAGCUUGUACAGACAGAUUUAAAAAACUGAGAAAACGAAGAAUCCUGUUUGUUAUAGCUUUUUGCAUUGCAAACUUCCUUCUUGGUUUAAUAAUGGUUACACAGGGAGGCAUAUUCGUAUUCCAGUUGGUUGAUUGGUACAUAGCAGCAUUUUCUCCGGCCGUUUUUGGACUCAUUGAAUGCAUUGUCUUUGGUUGGAUAUACGGAUUUGACAGAUUCUCAAAAGAUGUUCAUUUGAUGCUUGGAAGGGGGAUACCAAUUUUCUUCAGAAUCUGUAUUUGCUUUAUAACACCUACUUUUCUUUUGGGAUUGUUUGUUUACAGCUUGACAUCAUAUAAACCCCCAACAUACGGGUCUUACGAAUAUCCACCUUUAGCAGCAGCGUUUGGAACAUUUUUGUCAGUUUUACCGUUAAUGCCAAUAUUUAUUUGUGCUUUUGGUGUUGUUUUACAUGCACCUGGGGAAACGCUGAAAGAUAAAUUUGCAACAGCGUUGAAACCAACUCCGAAAUGGAAACCUGUCAGUAAGGAACUUCAGGACAGUUACUAUGACAGUGACAGUGAAAGUAAUAGAAGUUUGAUUGAGAAAAUAAAAUUGAAUGUAAUGGGGCGAACAUAAUAUUUCGCCAAAGACUAUAUUGAGAUUUUGGACACGUUAAAAUAUGAUUGUAAUGUAAAAUAAGGGAUUCUUAAAUAAUUCUAUACCGUUCACUCAUUUUUUUUUAAUAAAUAUAAAAGUUGUAUCUUGAAAAUCCAUUGUUCAUUCAAAUGUGUUUGUUUUGAAAAUUUCUAAAUAAUCACGCUGGAAUUAAAUAAAGAUGUGCGGUCGA
Messenger RNA from Mytilus californianus (California mussel), 2170 nucleotides. Its product is annotated as sodium- and chloride-dependent glycine transporter 1-like. Gene Ontology annotation, biological process: sodium ion transmembrane transport. NCBI's taxonomy places the organism in Eukaryota, Metazoa, Mollusca, Bivalvia, Mytilida, Mytilidae. The record is from RefSeq and is a predicted model, not a curated record. The coding region runs from base 154 to 1959 and encodes 601 amino acids. Gene Ontology annotation, cellular component: membrane. The transcript has 14 exons.